Drosophila ananassae is the source of this 2812-nucleotide messenger RNA. It is a transcript of the gene Hph, whose product is annotated as egl nine homolog 1. Lineage: Eukaryota; Metazoa; Arthropoda; Insecta; Diptera; Drosophilidae. Gene Ontology annotation, cellular component: nucleus; cytoplasm. Bases 906 to 2156 code for a protein of 416 amino acids. The transcript is spliced from 5 exons. Gene Ontology annotation, molecular function: peptidyl-proline 4-dioxygenase activity; L-ascorbic acid binding; ferrous iron binding. Gene Ontology annotation, biological process: cellular response to hypoxia; peptidyl-proline hydroxylation to 4-hydroxy-L-proline. The record is from RefSeq and is a predicted model, not a curated record.
UGUUAUACAUAGUUUGAAUAUCUGUCAAAAAAAAACAAAAAAAAAUACUGCACUCUUUAAGCACAGUGGUCUAUCGUUAUCGGUUCUCGGUUAUCGGCCAACGUCCAUCUCUAGCAAGCAAAAAGACCUAGGGAGUUUUUAAAAUUAAAAUUUGCAAUUUUUCGCUAAUUCGCGUUGAAGAAACGAUAAGUCGCUAUAAAGUUGGCAAGUGCCGGGUGCGAGGCGUCAAAGAAACACCCGACUAAUUCCAAAUCAGAGCAGAAAAGCCUUAAAAAGCAAUAACAACGCGUUCAUAGCUGCCCGUGUGUCUGUGUGUGUGCGUUGUUUUUUUUGUUUAUUUGGCAAUUUCGGCUGUGGCCUACGUGAUUAAAAUAAGCUCAAGCGCAUAACAGUGAAAUGGUGGAGAGCACCCUUGGCUAAAAGCGAGCGACGGCCGCGGAGCAAUUGAUAGCCAUAAUCUCGAAAAGGUGGCGGUGUGGGUGUGUGCAAGUGUUGGUGCGACGGGGGCGAAGGUGGAAAAACGCGAGCCAGCCAGUCAAGGUUAAAAAUUGCACUGUCUUGGUCUCAGGGCUAGUCGGGAGGGUCUGUACACUCCUACGCUAUGGCCUAGUAUAGCCCCAUAAAGACUUUAACUCAGAAUAAAUUAUUUCCCCAUUCGGCGCUCUUAAAAUGCUAUGAGCAGGGGUCGCGGAAAGGUCAAGAACUGUGAUUUGGACAUGGACAUAGCCCGGUGCUCGAUCUGCGGUACUCAGCAACAGCUGCUACGCUGCGCCAAGUGCAAGACCGUCUACUACUGCUCGCCGGCCCACCAGCAGCUCGACUAGCCAUCCCAUCGUCAGGAUUGCCGCCUCCUGGCCCGACAGCGUGCCGCCGCCGCCGCCUCCAGCAACAACAACAAGGCUCUGAUGCAACAACAACAGCAGCAGCAACAACACCGUCAGCAGCUCCAACAACUGCAACAAGCUGUGGCAGCAGCCACUUUGGAGGGGAGUGUCAGUGGAAGUGGCGCUGGCGCCAAUUGCUCCACUGCUCAGAUGAUGACACCCGCCCACCAGGCCCAGAGCUGGCCAGCGGAGGUUGAUAACAUCCUGAACCUGCUGGGACAACCGGGACAACCUCAGACAUCAGUUUCCGACGCAGAAGCUGCCCAAAAGCAGCAGCAGCACCAUCAACACCAUCACCACCAUGGGGAGAAGAGUUCCAGCUAUCAGAUCGGAUUGGCGGAUGCCAGUUUCAUGGGAUUGGGAAGUGAACGACGCUAUGAGGACCUCUGCCGGAACAUUAUCAGCGAUAUGAACCAGUACGGAUUGUCCGUGGUGGACGAUUUCCUGGGCAUGGAGACGGGCUUAAAGAUCCUUAACGAGGUGGGCAGCAUGUACAACGCCGGUGCCUUCCAGGACGGGCUGGUGCACAAUCAAAAGCCCGAUGCUCCCUCCAUAGCGGUGCGUGGGGACAAGAUCCGGGGCGACAAAAUAAAGUGGGUCGGCGGCAACGAGCCAGGCUGCAGCAAUAUCUGGUAUCUGACCAAUCAGAUCGACUCUGUGGUGUAUCGGGUGAAUACAAUGAAGGACAAUGGCAUUCUGGGCCAGUACCACAUCAGGGAGCGAACGAGGGCUAUGGUGGCAUGCUACCCCGGCUCCGGGACACACUACGUCAUGCACGUGGACAAUCCCAACAAAGAUGGGCGCGUCAUAACGGCCAUCUAUUACCUGAACAUAAACUGGGACGCGCGGGAAAGCGGCGGCAUCCUGCGAAUUCGACCCACGCCUGGCACCACUGUUGCGGACAUUGAACCGAAAUUCGACCGCCUGAUAUUCUUCUGGUCGGACAAACGUAACCCGCACGAAGUACAGCCCGCUCACCGAACCCGCUAUGCCAUCACUGUUUGGUAUUUCGAUGCCAAGGAGCGCGAAGAGGCCCUCAACCGGGCGAAACUGGAGAACAGCAAGACGAACAACGUGGCAGCUCAGACCCAGGCCCAGCAAGCAGAGCCUGACUCCACAACCACACCGCCCGCACCCACUCCUGCAACCCCAGCAGCUGCAUCCGCGUCGCCUUCAUCGAGUUUGCCGGCCAGCAUGUCCACAGGCACCGGAGCCUUGAAUGCGAAUGUGUCGAGCAAUUCUUGCGCCGCAAGUAGUGAGAUAUGCACGUAACCCGUGCUGGGAAGACAGCGAAGGGCAACCAAAAAUGUGUAAAUUAUUCCCAACCAAACACACACAAUGUAAAAAAAAUCUAGUUAAAAACUAUUUAUAACCAAGAGGUUCCGGCGGGUCAGAUAUGUGAGAGCGCCCGGUCAACCGGAGCCCGAAUCGCAAAAGUGAAUCAAAGCUCCUUUAGUCGCUAAGCCUUCUAGUUGUAGUCUCUAAGUCUUAUCCUUAGUUAUUCUCGCAUUAACCGUUAGCUUACUGCCUUGUCAGCGUCCAAGUUGAUUGUUUAUUAAUUUUAAUUUGUUGCAACUUUGUCAGGAAUCGUAUCCUAGUUCAUUCAUAGAUUUUUGGCUGCCAAAGUAUUAUACCGGAAGUGCAGUAAACCAGCUUCAAUAAGAACAGCAACAGUCGCGACGCAAAACGCAUCCUAUCUCAAAAUUAAUGCCCUAGCGAUUGCUGGGGUACCCCACUCAAUUUGUCGACUCUCAUGCAUCUAGUUAGAACUCUUUUUGAUAUCGUUUACAUCUUUAACAAGCGAAAAUAUAUGUCUAUCAGAAAUCUGUUCUCUUGUUAUCUAUAAAUUAUAAAAUUUAUAUAUUAAUGGCAUAUCUACAUAUUUAUGUAUGUAUAUUUUUCUAUUAAAUGAAAGCCUGAGCAAAUGA